This is a messenger RNA of Zingiber officinale, 902 nucleotides long. RefSeq names its product CASP-like protein 2D1. The transcript is spliced from 3 exons. The record is from RefSeq and is a predicted model, not a curated record. Lineage: Eukaryota; Viridiplantae; Streptophyta; Magnoliopsida; Zingiberales; Zingiberaceae. The coding region runs from base 53 to 688 and encodes 211 amino acids.
CCACUCGGCAGCACAGCAGUAACCCGUUGUUCAAAAGUAGGUAGCUUCAUUUAUGACUAUCUAUCCACCUUCUGCUCUAGCCAGUUUCAUCAUUCCACAGAGCAAGGAUCUUUCUUCAAUCUUCAGCAUGCAGAUGAGUUUUCGGAACAUGAGAAGCUUCAGGACUCUGGAUCUCUCCCUCAGGCUCACUGUUCUCCCUCUCACCGUCGCCUCCCUGUGGCUCAUGGCCACCGACAACCAAGCCAGCGACGCCUACGGCAAGGUGGAGUUCAGCGACAUCUCCGGGUUCAAGUAUUUGGUUUCCAUGAACGCCAUGGCCUUUAUCUACGCCGCCGCCUCUGUCCUCAUCUCCUCCUGCCUUGGUCGCUUCGACGCUCACUGGCUCUUCUUCGUGCUGGACCAGGCUGUGGCUUAUCUGAUGGUGACGUCAGGAGCAGCGGCGACGGAGGUGGUGUAUUUGGCGUACGAGGGCGACGAGAGAGCCUCAUGGAGCGAAGCCUGUAGUUACUACGGUGAGUUCUGCAACAAGGCCAAGGUGUCACUGAGCUUGCACAUGGUGGCCUUUGCCUGCUUCAUGGCUCUGUCUCUGGUUUCAGCUUAUAGAGUGUUCUGCAAGUUUGAGGCUCCUCGUCCUCCUCCUCCUGCUCCUUCUUCCAACUCUAAAGCUGGAGAGGAACAGGUGGAAUAAGCUCAGCAUGCAUCUGUUUUAGACUUGAUGGAGUGUGCGAAUUAAAUAUUACAAAAUCCUGUGUUUCAGUCCAUGAAGAGAUUAGGAUACUCAUGUAAAUUAACUUUAUUUCCCUUCGAUGGCGAGUAGUAAUUGAUCCGAAGAUCAUGAACACACUGUAUAUUCUUGAAAAAACAUCCCUUAGUAUUCCGAGAUAAUAUAAAUUAUGGUGUAA